CUCCCCCACUUCUGCAGUGUCUUACAUUCACUUCCUCUACUUGAGACAUCACGAACCGAGAGCGGGAGGUGACGUUUGCGGGGAAGUUUACUGGACCUGGCAGUAUACAAGCUCGGUUCGGAGCGGGUAGAUUCGGCCAGGAUUUAGUUUACAUCGACCACCACUUACCUUUUACAGUCGGUAUCAGCAGCGGCGACACGAGUGAGUGAGUGAGUGUUUUGGUUAAGGACUGGCUGGAGGGUGCUUAUACGCACUCGGGACUAUUAAUACUUGUUCCCCCCCUUCUUUCUUCCACUCUGCUGAACGACAGACAAACCCUUGAGUUUCCAUCAAUAAACCCAGUCCCAAGGUACCAGGGCACACGCAAAAUGUUAAGCCAGCUGAGCUGGGACGCCAUCUCCCUGGGCGGAAUCGCCUGGGGCGUGCUUGGACUACUCUCAGCGUUGACCCUCCUCUACACCCUCUACAACCGCUACCUCCACCCACUCCGCCACAUCCCGGGCCCUCCGCUCGCAUCACUCACGCCCUGGGUCCAGCUCUACCACGGCCUCCGCGGCGACCGGCACCUCUGGCUGCACGCGCUGCACGCGCAGUACGGCAGCCACGUGCGGGUGGCGCCCAAUUUCGUGUCCGUCAACACCGCGCAGGGGCUGCACGACAUCUACGGCCACGGGAAGCGCCUCAAGAAGGCCGACUUCUACAAUGCGUUUCCCGCCAUCAAGGGCGUGUACAACACGCACAACGUCAUCGAUAAGACGGCCCACGGCCGCAAGCGCCGCGUGCUGAGCCAGGCGUUUGCCGACCAUGCGCUGAAGAGCAUGGAGGAUGUUAUGCUCCUGCAUGUGCGGCAGCUGUGUAGUGGGUUGGUCAGGGGGCUGCAGUCGCAGCAACUGCAGCAGUAUUCGAUGGCGGAUGUGCAGGAAAAGCAGGACGGGCCCCCAGUGGUGCAGGAUUUGGGCCGGUGGUUUAGUUAUCUCACGUAUGAUGUGAUGGGGGAGUUGUGUUUUGGGAAGAGCUUUGAUAUGUUGAUCGAGAGUAGUCGGCGGAGGUUGGUGGAGUUGGUGGAUCGCGCGGCCAAUCGGCAUUAUAUUUGUGGUCUGUGGAUGCCCCUCGAUCGAUGGCACCUGGACCAGAUCUUCAUUCAUCGGUUGACCAACGACCGCUGGAACUUCAUCAUGAACUCCCGCGUCGAGGCUACGAAGCGCGCCCAGGAACGGACCCAGGCGGGCCACGACGCCAAACGCGAUUUCUUCUACUACCUGCUGAACGCCCGGGACCCGGAGUCCGGACAGGGGUUGACCACCCCGGAGCUCUGGGGCGAGGCCAACGUCCUGAUGAUCGCGGGCAGCGACACGACGUCGACCACCCUCUCGGCCACGGUGUUCUACCUGGUGCGCAAUCCGCAUGCGAUGGAGCGGCUAAAGAACGAGGUCCGCGGGGCGUUUACCUCCGUCGAGGACAUUGUCUCGGGCAGCCAGCUCAACGAGCUGGUGUACUUGAAAGCUUGUCUGGACGAGGCGCUGCGGCUGGCUCCCGCCGUGCCCGGGGCGCCCCCCCGCGAGGUGAUGGAGGGCGGCGCCAUGGUGGACGGGGUGUUCCUGCCUGAGGGGACGGAUUGCGGGACGCCGACCUUCUCCAUCCACCGCCAGGCUGCGUACUACCGUCAACCGGGUGCGUACCUGCCGGAGCGCUGGAUCGAGGGCGCGACGUGUCAGACGGAGUUCGAGUGCUGGGAGACGAGUAAAGAAGACGUCGAGGUCGCGCGACGUGCGUUCUGCCCGUUCAGCAUCGGCCCGCGCGGCUGCAUCGGCAAGAGCAUGGCGUUCAUGGAGAUGCGACUGACGAUUGCACGGCUGAUCUUCCUCUUCGAUCUGCAGCUGGCCGACCACCGCGGGGAGGACGCCGAGGGCCACUUGGCGCUGGUGGAUCACUUCACCAGCGCCAAAGAAGGGCCCAAUGUGACUGUACGAGUGCAUCAGUACCACCGCGGUGUGUGGUUGUAUACAUCGAUUACCGAAACGGGUAAUCUGUAUACUUCGUCCUUUUUCUCGAAACCCUUCCACCUCAACCCCACCGCCUUUCUCCAAUUCCUCAUCUACGGCCUCCUGAGCGUCCUCCCCAACUUCCUGUGGCAACGGCUCCUCGAAUCCCGGUUUCCGGGGUUCCCCUCCUGGCGGCGUUGGGGGUGGUCGUCGCCGCUCACAACCACAAACCCCAGCACAGCCGCUUCUCCGGUGUCAGCAGCAGCACCAACGAAAGGGGAGGUAUGCAUUAGCAUUUCCAUUCCCCACGAGGAUGUCAAGGACCGGGAAAGGAAGAAGGAUGCGGGGAGAUUCUACCCCCGCGCCAACAGCAACAACGGGGUCCGGAACUUCCUCGCCAAGUUCCUGCUGGAUCAGACGGUGGGGUCGGUGAUGAAUAUCGUGUUGUUUGUGGUGUUGAUUAAUCUGCUGAAGGGGGUGGGCUUGCCGGAGUGUUGGGGAUUGGUGCGUGAGGACUUCCGCCCGAUCAUGAUGGCGCGGCUCAAGUACCGGCCGCUGGUCUCGGUGCUCAUGUACACGGUCAUUCCGGUCGAUCGGCGCGUGGUGUUUGGAAGUGCCUGUGGGGUGAUCUGGGGAGUGUAUUUGAGUUUGUAUGCGGUGGUUUAGUUCACCCCCAGCCCAUUGUCUUGUUGGAUAGUGCUCUUCUGUUGUUGUUACUAUGUGAUGUGCUUGAAACCAUUCUGCGGGGAUAGAUGCUUUGACUCAUCACAACCAUCGACUAACUAAUAAUGCUUCGCGUUCAUCUUAUCAUAUUAGCAUAUUAUAAUACAUCACCCCGUCAC
Molecule: messenger RNA, 2824 nt
Organism: Aspergillus uvarum CBS 121591
Lineage: Eukaryota; Fungi; Ascomycota; Eurotiomycetes; Eurotiales; Aspergillaceae
Product: cytochrome P450
Exons: 7
Coding region: 369-2648 (759 amino acids)
Cellular component (GO): membrane
Molecular function (GO): iron ion binding; oxidoreductase activity, acting on paired donors, with incorporation or reduction of molecular oxygen; monooxygenase activity
Source: RefSeq, a predicted model, not a curated record